GUUGUGGUGUGGAAGCUAAAGAAAAGAGAAGGAAAAAAGUAGGGGAGGAUCCAUAGAAGUGUCUGGAAUCCGAAUCCCAUCCGAGGUGGUUUUGCUGUUUGUGUCUUCACUCUUCACCCCCUCCCCUCCUGCAAUUACCCAAGCGAUCUCUCACUCACUCUAUUUCUCUUUCUCCAUCACUAUUUCAGAACCGUUGCCACCAUGAAGCGCCUAAACGACGACGUUGCCAACCCCUCAACGGCGAAGCCAACGUUCCUAACCAAAGCCCAACGCGAGCAAUUGGCCCUCCAACGUCGCCAGGAAGAAGUCGCGGAGCAGAAGCGCCGCCAGGAGCAGCUCCUUUCCCACAACCACUCAUCCGAUCCCAAACCCUCCUCCGACCGCGAUAGAGACAGAGACAGAGAAAGGGACAGAGACCGUGACAACAGGGAGCGCGACCGCGACAGAGACAGGGACAGAGACCGCGAUAGGGCACGUGACCGGGACCGGGACCGCGAACCUGAACGCCGAAACAGAGAGAGGGAGCGCGAAGAGGAUACCCGGGCCCGUGAGCGAGCUCGGUCGGAGAAACUCGCGGAGCGCGAGAGGGCACGUGACCGGGACCGCGAGGCCGAGCGCCGCAACAGAGAAAGGGAGCGCGAAGAGGAGACCCGGGCACGCGAGCGAGCUCGCUUGGAGAAACUCGCGGAGCGCGAGCGCGAGAAGGAGCUUGAGUCCAUCAAGGAGCAGUACCUGGGCUCAAAGAAGCCCAAGAAGCGCGUGAUCAAGCCCAGCGAGAAGUUCCGGUUCUCCUUCGACUGGGAGAACACGGAGGACACUUCGCGCGAUAUGAACGUUCUUUACCAGAACCCCCACGAAGCUCAGCUCCUCUUCGGCCGCGGCUUCCGUGCUGGCAUGGAUCGCCGUGAGCAGAAGAAGCUCGCCGCCAAGAACGAGAAAGAGAUGCGCGAGCAAAUCCGCAAGAAGGACGGCCUCGAGGAGAAGCCCGAGGAGGCCGACGCUCAGCGCCGCAAGGAGGCCGCCGCCGAUCUCUACGACACCUUCGACAUGCGAGUGGACCGCCACUGGAGCGAGAAGAAGCUCGAAGAGAUGACCGAGAGGGAUUGGCGCAUCUUCAGAGAAGACUACAACAUCUCCUAUAAGGGUUCCAAGAUUCCUCGCCCCAUGAGGAGCUGGAUCGAGAGCAAGUUGAGCCAGGAGCUCUUGAAAGCUGUGGAGAAGGCUGGCUAUAAAACCCCUUCUCCUAUUCAGAUGGCAGCCAUUCCCCUUGGCUUGCAGCAGCGUGAUGUCAUUGGCAUUGCUGAGACUGGUUCCGGGAAAACCGCGGCGUUUGUGCUUCCCAUGUUGAGCUACAUCACCAGACUUCCUCCCAUGAGUGAGGACAACGACGCCGAGGGUCCCUAUGCUGUUGUCAUGGCCCCCACUCGCGAGCUCGCGCAGCAGAUUGAGGAUGAGACUGUUAAGUUUGCGCAGUAUUUGGGAAUCAAAGUGGUGUCCAUUGUUGGUGGACAAUCCAUUGAGGAGCAAGGGUUUAAGAUCAGGCAGGGCUGUGAGAUUGUCAUUGCCACUCCUGGACGUUUGAUUGAUUGCUUGGAACGGCGCUAUGCUGUUCUAAAUCAGUGCAAUUAUGUUGUUCUUGAUGAGGCUGAUCGCAUGAUUGACAUGGGGUUUGAGCCCCAGGUGAUGGGUGUCCUUGAUGCCAUGCCUUCCAGCAAUCUCAAACCGGAGAAUGAAGAUGAGGAGCUUGAUGAGAAGAAGAUUUACCGGACCACUUAUAUGUUCAGCGCCACCAUGCCCCCUGCUGUGGAGAGGCUUGCAAGGAAGUAUUUGAGGAACCCUGUUGUGGUCACCAUCGGCACUGCUGGAAAGGCAACUGAUUUGAUCAGCCAGCAUGUGAUCAUGAUGAAGGAGUCUGAGAAAUUUUACAAGCUUCAGAGAUUGCUUGACGAGCUUAACGACAAGACUGCGAUCGUGUUUGUCAACACCAAAAAGAAUGCGGAUAUGGUUGCGAAGAAUUUGGACAAGGAAGGGUAUCGCGUGACCACUUUGCAUGGAGGGAAGUCGCAGGAGCAGAGAGAGAUUAGUCUUGAGGGGUUUAGGACCAAGAGAUAUAAUGUUCUUGUUGCCACUGACGUUGCCGGACGUGGGAUUGACAUACCUGAUGUCGCUCAUGUUAUCAACUAUGAUAUGCCUGGGAAUAUUGAAACGUACACUCACCGUAUUGGGCGUACUGGUCGUGCAGGAAAGACGGGUGUGGCUACAACAUUCUUGACUCUUCAGGACAGUGAUGUCUUUUAUGACCUCAAGCAGAUGCUCGUUCAAAGUAACAGUCCUGUUCCACCUGAAUUGGCAAGGCACGAAGCUUCAAAAUUCAAGCCAGGAACGAUUCCUGACAGACCACCUAGACGAAAUGACACUGUUUUUGCGCAUUAAAGAAUAUUUUUUGAGGUAGCCAUUUCUUUAGAAGACAUCAACAUUGCAGCUGAUGUCAAAGUGAAGGUUGAAUGGAUACUAACAUUUGUCAAAUGUUGCUUCAGUUUGGGUUAGUUUCAGUUCUAUCGUUGGUGCCAUAUCUCAGCCUAUGCAUGACUGCUGCAGUCUUGUUCCAGCGCACCUCGUAGAGUAACUCACCCGAAAUUUUUUAACUCAUUAACAUGUAAAAUGUUUUACAAUAUCAGUAUACUUUAGCUAUCAGCAAGUUUUGUCUCGGUCGGUUAGGCAUGUACACAGACAUUUCUUAGGGUAUACAGUCUGUCUUGAAUAUAAAGCUGAUGAGAAAAUGGUGGAAGUAAGUUGUAUGAAGUUUAAUGCAAUAUCUCUAUGUUUGAUACUUUAUCA
This is a messenger RNA of Vigna angularis (adzuki bean), 2838 nucleotides long. RefSeq names its product DEAD-box ATP-dependent RNA helicase 21. The transcript is spliced from 2 exons. Lineage: Eukaryota; Viridiplantae; Streptophyta; Magnoliopsida; Fabales; Fabaceae. Gene Ontology annotation, cellular component: catalytic step 2 spliceosome. The record is from RefSeq and is a predicted model, not a curated record. Gene Ontology annotation, biological process: mRNA splicing, via spliceosome. Gene Ontology annotation, molecular function: RNA helicase activity; ATP binding; RNA binding. Bases 202 to 2433 code for a protein of 743 amino acids.